Molecule: messenger RNA, 4575 nt
Organism: Parasteatoda tepidariorum (common house spider)
Lineage: Eukaryota; Metazoa; Arthropoda; Arachnida; Araneae; Theridiidae
Biological process (GO): protein targeting to membrane; peptidyl-L-cysteine S-palmitoylation
Cellular component (GO): endoplasmic reticulum; Golgi apparatus
Molecular function (GO): protein-cysteine S-palmitoyltransferase activity
Source: RefSeq, a predicted model, not a curated record
CCUCUCAACUUAACUGAACUGUCAUCAUGCGACACUUUUUGUAUGUUUGUUGACAGCUUUUCGAUGGGGUGUGACGUUCUCUGUUUUUACAGUUUAAAUAUUCAUUUCUGUACAAAUUACUAAUUCUGUAAUACGUCUUAUAAACCAAUUUACAUUACAUAGUUUGUAAAGCUAGUCCAUGACAUUUCUUUUUAUGUACCAUUUCGUGCGGUUAAAAUUGCUAGGUUCUUGUUUCAUAUAAAUUUGAUAAGUAUCUAGCAUGAUAACAUUAAAUAAUAAAGCUAAUAAAUUGCAACCGUAAUAACUUUAAAAGGUUCAUAUUUGAAGAAUGGAUAGUAAAACGCUACAUGGAUCUUUAUUAAGUACAGAGGUCUACGACCCUUUUCGUACCAUAUGACUGGGCUUGCAUGCUUCACGAUUCCUAGAAGAUGGCCAUUAACUUAAAGGUAACUAAAGAAAACAAAUGGUGGAGUCGUCAAAAUGGAUGGUCUCUUCCUCUUCAUCCACUUCAGGUUUUAGCUUGGUUUUUCCUCCUUAUGUUUGCUGUUUUAUAUUUUGGAGUUUUAGUUCCUAAUAUGCCUGAAGGUGCUUGGAGGAUAUCUGCUUAUACUAUAAAUGGCUUAGUUUUUACCUUUCAUAUUGUGAUACAUUUAAUCAGCGUAUCUCUAAACCCAGCUGAUAUUAAUGUUCGUGCCAAAGGUAUCACUGGUCCUUUACCAUCAUUUGAUCGUUCAAAGCAUAGUCACGUUAUUGAGAAUGAAUAUUGUCACAUUUGUGAAGUUAAAGUUGGUAAAAAGUCUAAACACUGCAGUGCUUGCAAUAAAUGUGUAUCUGAAUUUGAUCAUCAUUGUAAAUGGCUGAACAAUUGUGUAGGAGGAAGAAAUUACAGGCUCUUCAUCUGUUGUAUUAGUUCUGCUCUUUUUGGGAGUUUGAUUAUUUUUGUCUCUUCAUUAGUUUUAAUCGUAGCAUAUUUUGAAAAAGCUACCUGGUUGUUUUAUCCCCAGUAUGACCUUUCAAGUCUUUUGCGCGUAACUACAGGCUCUACCGAAGCAGUUAAUGUUACUGAUCCGUACUCAUCAUCAACUUUUGGAGUGUUUUCUGACUCUCAAACAUUUCCUCCUCCGAAUAUUACUUUAUCAGACAAUUUAAUUUUUUUAACUUUUCAAAUACAAGGAACCAUUUGGAUCUGCUUAAUUUUUAUCACAGCUGCUUUGUCACUAUUAGCUAUUGCUCUUCUUGGUCAUCUGUUAGGAUUUCAUAUUUUUUUAAUGUGCCAAAAUUUCUCUACUUACGACUAUAUAGUACAUAAACGAGAUCCUUCUGCAUCUUCUGCUAACAGGAUUGAAAAGAACAAACCAAAGCCAAUUUUAUUACCAAAAUGUCCGAUUCACAUUUUUCAAAUGAAAACUAAAAAGGGGAACCAAAUUUCACCAAAAUCACAAGAAAAUGGAAAGGGAGAUGAAGGUGAAGAAUGGGAAUUACAACAUAAUGCUCAAAAUAGGGUUUUGGAUAGUAAGAGGCCAUCAAUGCCUGUGGUUACUGAAAAUAAAUGUGCUGGUACUAACGAUGAAGGAGAAUGCCCUUUAGAAAAAUAUGUUGGAAAUGUAUACAUAGGCAGUCCACAUCGUAGACGGCAUUAUUUGGAGCCCAUUAAUAUUCGCCAAAAAUCUACAAGUCCAAAGAACAAAAGUGGAAAGAAAGAGGGAAACUUACAAAAACUAGAACAAACACCAGUGGACACCGAAGAAGAAGAUACAAUAACAGAUAAUGAUAAAGAUGAUUCUAGUUCCACCUCAUCACCUAAUCAAACUUAUAGCCAUAGUGUAUCAAGAAGGCAUCACAGAAGUCCAUCACCAGCCCCUCUUUUGUCUCCAAUUCUAGAAUCUGAAAUUUCUUCUGGCUCUGCCAUUGUAAGUUGGAAGCACAGGUCAGUGUCAGAACAAUCUCUUCACACCUUGGAUGAAAGUGAAGAAGAAACUGUAGCAUCUGUUACUGUGCAAGUUGAGCCGUCUACGAGUUUAAGUAUGUAUAAUCGAGAAGAUAGCGGCAGCUUGAGUAAUCUAUUCCUUUCCAAAGAUCAGCUUGAAGAUGCUGAAGAAGACAACAAUAACAUUAUUAUUGAUGACGAUAACAGAGUACAUGAGGUUUGCAUUAUCCCCCAAAGUGCUAUAGAUAGCUGCGAGAACAACCACAAUGUCUCCGAUUCUCAGGAUACCGUUGAAAACAUUGGUAGAAGUGAUCCUCUUAUAAAUGGAGAGGUCUGGGCAUUUGCGUCCCGGAAUGGUUGCCAAAUCAGAGAUGGAAUCGUUUCAUUCCGAAGGAGCUGCAGUAUGCAAGAUAACGAGAAGUUUAAAAAUUCCUCGCACGAUCCCUUAACACGUUGUUGUUCAGAAGACGAACUGAAGUCCGCACAAAGAAUGACCAAUCUUCAACGAAGACUUUCUGAAGAUCGUGAUUUGUGGAUGCUACGCAACUGCAACUCUGCUGCCAAAACAUGGAAGGAACUUUCGCCCAAAGCUGGAAUUUCAGCUACUGCAGUAUUUUGCGUCGAAGAGUCCGACGAAUCGUUCAAGAUACCCGGUAUACCUUUCGGAUUAAAAAGGAAGUACAGCCACUUCUCAGUACCGAAUCAUAUUGUUUUACCCUGUUCAAACUCGGUGCAUCCUGAAGGUCGUAAACGAACUAGGCCUGUUGGCUCUAAACCGCCCAAAGCUUUCCAUGCUUGAAGUCCUAGUAAAUUGGAUGGGAUCCAAAUCUAAAUGGCAGGUAUGUCUAAACCUGAAGCAUUCCAUGGUAGAUGAUCUGAUUGUUGGAUGAGAUUUGAUAUAAUCUUUAAAGGUAUAUCUGAAAGAAAGAUGAAGUAUCAUAGCAUUGUUUUUGUAAAGUUUUCAGAAAAAUGUGAUAUGUAUAAAAUUUGUUUGUAUUAUAUGUAUUUAAAUAGAUUUUUUACUUAAAACUUCAUGUUUUGUCAAGAUUUUUAUUUUUACUUUGUGUAAAAUAUAUUGCAUUAAAUUUCAUUUAAUUGCUUUAUGACUGGCGAAGAGCAUAGUUAAGAAGUUAAGAAUUAUUUUUUUAAAGUUGUAAUUUUUUUAUUCUGUUGUGUUCACAAUUAUUGCAUAUUUUGGAAAGUCUGAAAACUUUUAAAUCUGAUAUUGAGUGUUUUGACAAGAGCAUAAUGCACAUGUGUGAAAAAAAAUUGUUGUGUGGCUAAGCUUAUAAUAACCAACGUGAAGCUUUCUGAUGCUAAUAUCAUACUGUGAAUUUGUUUCUAUAACAUUGUGUUUGAAAAUGUGCCAAGUUCCCAAUUUUAUAUGUUAUGAAAUAAAUAUGUUAGUAAAAAUCAAUAUCUUGUGGCAUGCCUGAUAUUUAAAUAUUAUGCAAUAAAUUUAAUUUAAGAAGCUAUGCCUAAAAUUAUUUAUAACAUUUUAAAAUAUUUUUUAUAAUUUAUUAUAUUAUUGCUGUGCAUAAAUUUAAAAAUAAUGCUAUUAAAUUUAAAAAUAUUAUUACUAUAUCUAAUUCAUUGUCUGCCUUAUUUAUAUAAAUGAGAAUCUCAGUUAGUUACAAGUAUCUCUCAUUAUGUUAGCAUGAUUAAACUAGUUGACAUGAACUUAAGAUUUUUGAAAAAUUAGUAUGCAUUUUAUUCUAGGCAUUUAUUUUUUAUAAAAGUUAUAUUUCCUUUUGUUGCUUUUGCUGUAUUAAAUUUAAAACUAUCUAAUGUCUCAACUGAAAUAAUAUAAAAUAUUUUUUUCCCGAUCUAAUAUUUUUAAUGUUCAAUGGUAGUAAAAACUACGAUCACCAAGCAAAAAUAGAGAUCUAUCUAAGUUACUCGAAUUUAAAUUUCAACUAAAAAAAAAUAAUUGUAUUUCAUAUUUAUUAUAAUGUGUUUAAUAUGUUGACUUUUGACAUGUAUGAACAAAAUAUAAAUUUGUUGUCCUUUUUACGUACUUGAAAUUAUCAAGUGAUAUUUUCUAGACUUCUGUAUUUAUAAGUUACUUACAUUUAGAAAACAUAUCAUUUUCAAAUAUUUUACCUUUUUUGCUGUAUUUUAUGAAAAGAUCAAUAAAUUUGAAAUGCAAUAAAUUAGAUUUUUAAAAAGAGAUUUUGAAAUCUAGGUUUAUUUUAAAUUCUUUUUUUUUCUUUUCUUUAUGUAUGUAUGCAUAUAUUUUUUUUUAAAGAAAAAGGUUUAUUUUAUUACAUAUACAAAGUAUUUUUUGUUUUAAUAGCUUUAUAGACAUUUUUUAUAGAUCAUUUGCAAAUGUAUAUAUCUCAUCAUGCUUUGAUUCCAUGUUUUUUUGCCUCAUGCUCAUACAUUGUCGUUUAUUUUAAAAACUAUUGCUCAAGAUUUGUUGGAAUUCCGAAAGUUUUUCCUUACUGUUACGAAGUGAGAUUUUGUUUAAUGCACAUUUUUUUUUACAUUAAUUUUCCUUGAUAAAUCUUUGCAUUCAUUUAUUUAAUCUUUGUUUUGACAAUAUUAUUUGUUUCUCUUACUUUUUAUUGUAAACUUUAUAUAUCAUGGAUGUAUUUUAAUGCUAGGCUACAAAAUAAAUUAUAUAUGAAUUUUUAUGUCAAAAAUAA